This is a messenger RNA of Cylas formicarius (sweet potato weevil), 2205 nucleotides long. RefSeq lists its product as uncharacterized. Gene Ontology annotation, biological process: telomere maintenance; DNA repair. The coding region runs from base 1 to 2205 and encodes 734 amino acids. Gene Ontology annotation, molecular function: DNA helicase activity. The record is from RefSeq and is a predicted model, not a curated record. The transcript is spliced from 3 exons. NCBI's taxonomy places the organism in Eukaryota, Metazoa, Arthropoda, Insecta, Coleoptera, Brentidae.
AUGUGCCGCAUCGUGACGAACCAAUCAGAAACAAUCAGCAACGAUUUUUUUGACGAGACGGGAAUAGAUCCGCAUCUUUUCCGGAUCCUCGAGGAAAUAUUGAGGCGCACGAACGUGCUCGUCCAUAGUUACAUUUGCACUCAAGAAAUGAUUCGGGAACGCAUCGAACGUGACGGGCCAGACUCGGUAGCCAACGUCGUGUGCGUGGUUGACACGUACGUGAAAAUAGAAUCGCAAGAGUUGUGGUGGUAUCGGACGAAUCAACGUCAAGUUCGGACCACGUAUUACAACCGCUUAAUCGACUACGUGCGCAGGCGCGUAGCCGAAGCGGGGCCUAAUGCGAGGAUCGGCCGUAUCACCAUCCUGACGGCCGCGUUUAAGGGUAGUUGUCGCGGACAGAACAAACUAUACUUUGACGCUAUGGCAGUCGUUGUCAGACACGACAAUCCGGCCGCCCCGUGUACCAACUUGGAGUCUCGCGUGUGCGCGAAAGGCUAUCCAAAAGCCUUUCGACGCGAUACCGUUCUAAAUUUCCACCGUUUCAACGGAAGACCGGAAUAUGCCCGUCCCGAUGACGGUCGUUUUGUCAUUUUUGCAGGCAAUCGUUAUGAUAAUCGGCGUAUCGUGCCUUACAACCGCUGGGCUGCGAUGAAAUAUCGGACUCACAUUAAUUUUGAAGGGGUCGGAUCUUUUGCCUCUAUCCGAUACCUGUACAAAUAUUGCCACAAAGGACCAGAUUGUAUCACCAUCCAAAUGCGCGGGCAGAAUAAUGAAGUCGAUUGGGACGAGAUUCGUAACUAUACCGACUGUCGAUAUAUCAGCUCGAUGGAAGCGUGCUGGCGUAUUUUCGCAUAUAAAUUACACGAUCGUCCCCACGCCGUAGUUACGUUGCCUGUUCACUUGGAGAAUGAACAACCCGUCACUUUCGAUGAAGAUGAAGACGAAGAUGAAUUACUGACCCGUGUCGCGGACGCAACAAACUACGUGUCUAAAUUGGUGGCGUAUUUCCGUCUGAAUGCGGUAGACCCCGAAGCACAGCGGCUGCGCUACGUCGAGAUACCCGAAAACUACGUUUGGUUUAGAGGAGAGGGGGAAUGGCGUGCGCGUCAACAUUUUAAUAAAAUCGUGGGAGUUAUACGGGAAGUAUCCCCGUUGGAUGACGAAAGGUUUCACCUGCCUAUUUUGUUACAACAUUUACGGGGCGCCACCUCCUUCGAAUCGAUCCGGACGCUAGCCGACGGGUAUGUCUGUCAAACGUACCGUGAUGCCUGCGAGAAGCGUCGGUUACUCGCCAAUUUUGACAUUUACCGCAACGCGAUGCGCGAGGUUUGCGAUCGCGAUUUGCCGCCGCGCGUCAGAAAUUUUUUCGCUCUAAGUAUUUUAGUCUUAUGGGAAGAGUUCAAAGAUCCUUACAUGAUCGCUGAUCUCAUAAGACGCGGUAUUCCGCGGCCGAUCGCGCUUCGCCGCGCUCUCAUUAAUAUUGAUCAAAUCGUGGCGGCAAAUAGCGAGGGAAUAAACCUCAACGAGAUCGGUCUGGACGACCCGGAAGCUGCUGGCGUCAAUGAAGCGAACGCGUUUGCGGAAGUGAGACAAUGCGCGCCGGCGUCAGACGAGCACGAGAAUGUGCUCUUGAGAUUCAGGGACAGAGCGUGCGAGUUGAACGCGGAUCAACGUACUGUUUACAACGCCGUUAUUUACACUUUGUUAAAAAAUAGAAACAGCGUAAAUUCGGAGAGUGCGUUGCGAUAUUUCCACCUCGACAGGGCUAUCGUUGCGGGACUGGAGGCGGACGAGACGUUCGUCAAUAGAAAUUUAUUUUUUGUUCACGGGCCCGGCGGAGCUGGCAAAACUUUUCUCUAUAACGUAAUCGCGGAGCGAAUUCUGUCUGCCGGCGGUGUCCGUCUGAUGGCAGUUGCGUGGAUGGGAAUCGCUGCGUCUUUACUUAUAGAGGGGAGGACCUGUCACCACGCUUUCCGUCUCCCUCUGGACCUGGACGAAGAGUCCACGGUCGGAUGGCCGGCCGAGCACGAAAGGUCGCAAAACAUUCGUCGAACCGACGUCAUUCUUUGGGACGAGGUGUCGAUGACCUCAAAGCAUGCGUUGAACGCGGUCGACAGGUAUGUUUGUGACGUGUGCGAGAACAAUGUGGUUCCUUUCGGGGGAAAAGUAGUACUUAGUUCGCGCAUGGACAUCCUUGCAAACUGA